Messenger RNA from Tripterygium wilfordii, 1372 nucleotides. RefSeq names its product GDSL esterase/lipase At5g03610-like. Bases 146 to 1189 code for a protein of 347 amino acids. Gene Ontology annotation, molecular function: hydrolase activity, acting on ester bonds. NCBI's taxonomy places the organism in Eukaryota, Viridiplantae, Streptophyta, Magnoliopsida, Celastrales, Celastraceae. The record is from RefSeq and is a predicted model, not a curated record. The transcript is spliced from 6 exons.
CGUGUACAAACAUGAACCCGUAUAGAGUUUAUCGACAGAGCUCUCAACAACAUCGUUGAAAAACUAUAAACUACUUGUCUGUAAAGAAACGAAAUAUGAAAUCUCGAUUGUGUGUAUCGCCUUUGCUCGCUAAGUGUUCGAUCAAAUGGGGAGGCAGAUAUGCAUCCUCUGUUUCUGCCUUUUCUUCUGCUCUUCAACUUUACUUAUGUUAACAGGUGUUGAUGCUGUCUCUGUGAAGCUUUUUGUGUUUGGGGAUUCCUAUGCUGAUACUGGAAAUUGGAGGAAAUCCGGCGGCGGUCCGUGGAAGGAGCCUUAUGGUAUCACCUAUCCUGGUGAGCCAGCAGGUCGAUUCUCCAAUGGUCGUGUUCUCUCCGAUUACAUUGCAUCAUUUUUGGGUAUACAAUCACCGUUACCUUUCCAACUGAGAGAUAUGGGGAAGCCACAGAAUGGGAUGAAUUUUGCAUAUGGAGGAACAGGUGUGUUUGACACGUUGGCAAGUGAUCAGCCUAACAUGACAACCCAAAUCAAGUUUUUUCAACAACUACUUGAAGAAAAUGUGUUCACCAAACAAGACCUCAACUCUUCAAUUGCUCUGGUCUCACUGGCAGGCAAUGACUAUGGUACUUUCCUCCUUACAAAUGGAAACAUUCAGGACUUGCCAGGCCUCAGCAAAUCUGUUAUUGAGCAGCUUACUUUGAACCUGAAAACUAUACAUGACUUGGGAGUCCCAAAGAUAGCAGUUACAUCAGUGGAGCCUAUGGGUUGCUUGCCACAAGUGACUGCCUCAUCUUCAUAUCAAAACUGUAGUGAAGGUUUGAAUUCAGUCUCUCAGUCCCAUAACAAGCUACUGCAACAAGCAGUGGACAGCUUGAACAAAGAGAUGGGGAAACCUAUCAUCCAAAUUUUGGACCUUUACAAUGCUUUCUGGACCACAUUGUUCAAUACACCCAACCAAACAGGAAGUAUGGAGGUAGGGAGUUCAUUGCUGAAGCCAUGUUGUGUUGGUGUGUCAAGUGAAUACUCAUGUGGGAAUGUGGACCAGAAUGGAGGCAAGAAGUAUGAAGUGUGCAAGAACCCUGAAUCAUCAUUCUUUUGGGACAUAAUACAUCCUUCCCAAAAUGGUUGGAACCAAGUGUUUUCUGCUUUACAAGCCACUCUCUCCACCAUCUCCACUACCCAAAUCAACUAAUUAAAUAGUGCUCAAGGCUUACAUGGUUGGAAAUGCUUGGAUUGUGUACUAUGUAUUCUGCUCAAUGAGAUCAUAAAGUUGGUUAUUUCUGCUGUAAUGUUAUAAUAUACACAUGCAUUUGGUAAAUGUAAGAUGAAGAUGUUUAAUCUAUCACAUACUUCAAUUAAAUAAAAACAUUUUAGU